Lytechinus pictus (painted urchin) is the source of this 2911-nucleotide messenger RNA. Its product is annotated as pancreatic lipase-related protein 2-like. The transcript has 5 exons. The coding region runs from base 163 to 1164 and encodes 333 amino acids. Gene Ontology annotation, molecular function: lipase activity. The record is from RefSeq and is a predicted model, not a curated record. Lineage: Eukaryota; Metazoa; Echinodermata; Echinoidea; Temnopleuroida; Toxopneustidae. Gene Ontology annotation, biological process: lipid catabolic process.
GUCAUAACUAACGUCAUUGGUGGCCUUUUCUUGAAUAAAUAUGAAUAACUGAUUAUUGACAUCUUUGGUAUUCAUAUAAAUAGGGAUAGAAUUCGAGUAUAAUAGUAUUUUUACUGGAGUACAAACAACGAAGCAAUAUCUUUUCAAUUUGGAUUAUCAAUCAUGGAUUUCCCCACUCAUAUCCUACUUGUUUUCUCAUCUUUACUGUUCAUGCUGUUAGGAGUAUCCUGUCGAGUUUGUUACGAUGAUCUUGGAUGCUUUGGUACAUCAUUGGCCUGUCACUGGAGAAACCCGGAUUCUCCGGCCUCGAUCGGGACCACAUUCACGCUUUACACCAGGCAGAAUAGAUACACGGGAGAUUCCUUGGAUCGUACGAACUAUGCCACGAUCUCCUCGUCGUCCUUCAGGGCGAGUCGUGACACCAAACUCAUCGUUCACGGCUGGACUGAUAGCAUGACCGGUAGCUGGAUAACCAUGCGAGACGCCCUCCUUGAUAACUACGAUGUCAACGUUGUGAUGGUUGAUUGGUCGGACGGUGCAUUAAAGGGAUACACUCAAUCUAGAGCUAAUACUCGGGUCGUCGGCAGGGAGAUCGCUAAGCUGAUUGAAGCUUUCCAAGCUGUUUCUGGGGCUACCUUCGACUCCAUGCACAUCAUCGGACACAGCCUGGGCGCCCAUAUCGGGGGUUACGCCGGGGAGGCAUGCUCUGGAACCAUCGGCAGAGUAUCAGGAAUGGAUCCCGCGGGUCCAGAGUUUGGUGGUGAUCUCGACAACGCCUGUCGACUAGAUCGAUCAGACGCCCUCUUCGUCGAUGCUAUGCACACUGACGGUGAAAUCCUUCUUGGAGGUGGAGCAGGGCUCAUGGAUGAGCUUGGACACCAAGACUUCUACCCAAACGGUGGGAUGGACAUGCCCGGUUGCCCUGUUCUUUCUGCCUCCUGCGAUCACAGCCGAGCCGUCGAAUACUACAUCGAGAGCAUCUGGUCAUCGUGUUCGUUCAGCUCUUCGAGGACCGCGUCGACGUGGGACGACAUCGACGAUGGGAGAUGGACACCAUGCAGUAGCUGGAGCUGCCCCCAGAUGGGGUACCACGCUGACCUCAACAAAGGAACAGGGGCUUACUACCUCGAGACCAACGGGGACAGUCCUUACUGCCAGGGGUAAAGGGAUCGACGACAAGAAAGAGGGUACACUAUUAUUGCAAGGAAUUAAAACAAAUUCACAUCGGCUGUGAAUAGUGACCAGGGCCCGUUGCAUAAAAGUUAUCAUUAUGGUACCUUUGCCAUGCAGUGGUAUCUUGCGUGGAAUCCUUGGUUUUAACUGGCUGUAGAUCAUCGUUACCAUGGUAUUUACCAUUUGAUGGCAAAGAUACCAUAACAUUAAUUUAUUUAAUUCGACGAUUGUUGCCCAGGAGACCAGCCGAAGUUUGGAUUUCUUUUUAAUCCUAAGGAUUAACAUUGAAAAAUGUUGUUUAGCUUUAAUUUCAAAUCCUAAAGGAUUAAAUUGAUUUUAAAGGUCUGAUCUCGAGUGUAUACUCGUGAUAUAGGCUGCUCUCACAAUAUCGGCUGCGAGUCAAAUCAACAAAGGAACAGGGGCAAAAUGGGAAGUGCAUUGGUUAUACACGUUUUAAGGGAGGUAAGAGGAUUGAUAGGGGAAGGGAGUGGGCCGCCCUCAAAAUGGGCUGGUAAAAUAGGGAAGCAAAGGGUUAAAAAAGGGGCCUAUAUAGGUACAAUAUUUAAAUGGUAUGUAACAAGGGAGCACUUCAUUACCAUUCAUCGUCCGAUAACUCGUCAGAUCUUAUAAAUUUCCUUGAUUUUGGCUGAGAAGCACUGUUUCUAUAUUAUGCUAAGUGUCGGAUAAGACAGGACUUGACGGAUGUCUACAAGUCCUUUUAUGAAAUUAACAAGCCCCUCCCCCAAAAAACAAACAAACAAACAAGGGGGCCUCACUCCCAAUUAAUGGUGAUUUAUGUUGGGAAAAUUUUAACAAAAAAACAUGUACUUGCGUAUGCCAUGCAGGAUAUUCCCUUAACAAAUAUUUGUUUGUGGCUGUCAAGGGGGGGGGCAUGGGUCGGAUGUGCCCCUGCUUGGAUCCCGGGGUACAGUUCGAAUCUUAAAAGUAGAUGUAAUAUGAAGUGUAUAUAGUUAUAAAUAGUUAUAAUGAGAAUAUGAUACGGUGUAGCGAUUACACAGUUGCGUGAACUGUAUGAUUAUAUUUCAUGGUUAAACAGAACUCAUCUCUAUAUUUUCGGUGUGAAUUUGAAUGGGUUGAAUCUGAUGAUGCUAUAAUGCUUCAUUGUAACUCAAAAAAGUUGGAACAAUGAGUUGGUUGAAAAAUUCGAUAUCACGCGUAUUUUUUUUCCUUCAUUCUUUCUUUUUAAACUUUCAUUUUUGUCUGGGAUUAUACUCUUGAAUAUUAUUUGCGAUUUUAUGCAAUCAUUAGGUGACAUCUGAUUCCAGUUUUACAUUUAUCUACUGUAUAUCAGAAGGAUAAUGAAUUGUUAUUUCUAAAGGAAAUUUUCCAGACACAAUAAUACAAUUAAAUUUCUUUAUUGUUGAACACAAAGCAGUUAACAGAAAACCAGGCUCAUAAAUUCAAAUUAAAAUUCAAUUAGGUUUUAUUAAACAAUACUCCUCAAAAAGUCCGAAGACUAACAAUGUGAGUUUACAUUUUUUUUUUAUACAUAACAGAGAAAUAAAUAAAUACAUAACAUGAUGUAUAUAGUAUAGCGAAGCAAAACAAAAUAUGAUUUGAUAUUUUCAUUUCUAUGAUUUUGUGUAGCGACCUGUCUUCCUUCAAAAUCAAAAUGAUAAUGUGGAUUAGGCAUACAAUUGGACGCUGGCGUUUGAUGUAAUAGGAAUGCAAAAUUGGAUGACAGAAAAAUAUUACAUUUUAUCAUGAUGUUACAAUA